Trichomonas vaginalis G3 is the source of this 957-nucleotide messenger RNA. Its product is annotated as positive regulation of potassium:proton exchanging ATPase protein. The coding region runs from base 1 to 957 and encodes 318 amino acids. The record is from RefSeq and is a predicted model, not a curated record. NCBI's taxonomy places the organism in Eukaryota, Parabasalia, Trichomonadida, Trichomonadidae. The transcript has a single exon.
AUGGUAAGUGAGCAUAUCUUGCUUGCCUUGCUAAAACCAUCUGAGCAACGCACAAAUGCAGAAAUAGAACUUAUUGCAAACUUUUGCAGGCUUUUUACUGUUUUUAAUGAUAUACCGGAGCAUCUAUUUAAUGCAUUUUGUAGAAUUAUAGAAAUAGAAGAGUACGAAAGUGGGGCAGUUGUAUACAAUGAAGGUGAUAUAGGAUCAGAUUGGUUUAUUAUUAUAGAAGGUACUGUUAAUGUUGUUUCAAAUGCAAGUUCAACUAAUCCAGUAAGUGCCGUCAUGAAAAUUGGUGAUCAAUUCGGUAGAAAUGCACUUGAGCAAGAUGUUAUUAGAGCAGAAACAAUCACUUGCACGAGCCAUGUUUAUUUAUUACGAGUUAAUCGAAGACCAUACCAAGAGAUUACAAAUUCCGCUUCAUCAGGCCUUGAUGGAGAAGGUCAGGCAUUUGCCAAUGAGUUUUUAUGCCAACUUAAUGCAAUUCAAGGAAUGAAUAUUGCAACUUCAAUUUGCAGAAGAGUUUUCCCAUCAAAUACAGUAAUUAUGAAACAGAAUGAAGAAACUGAAGGAAUAUUCUAUAUCUUAAAAGGAUCUGCAGCCGUUGUUCGUGAAGUUGAGUUCAAAGAAAACAAAGUUCCCGUUACCAGACUAAUUGAAAUUGAUGAACUCGUUACUGGUGCUAUAUUUGGAGUAAGAUCGUUAUGCCUAGGAACACCAGAAAACGUUUCUGUUAUAGCUAAGUGCGAAUUAACAACUUUAUUCCUUUCCAGAUCAGAUUUCUUCAGAAAAGUAGAUACACAGAAGCAGAAACAAUGCUUACCGGCUGAUUAUCCUGACGAUGCAACCAUUAGAAAGUUAUUUAGAAAGCAAAUGAAGUGGGAACAAUAUAAGAAGAAAGUUGUUAGAGAAGUUUUACAACAUAAGAAAGCAAAGAAAGAACUCAGACUCCAGUAUUAA